Drosophila willistoni is the source of this 1505-nucleotide messenger RNA. It is a transcript of the gene bug, whose product is annotated as thioredoxin domain-containing protein 15. The record is from RefSeq and is a predicted model, not a curated record. Gene Ontology annotation, cellular component: cilium. The transcript is spliced from 2 exons. Bases 49 to 975 code for a protein of 308 amino acids. Gene Ontology annotation, biological process: cilium assembly. Lineage: Eukaryota; Metazoa; Arthropoda; Insecta; Diptera; Drosophilidae.
UGUAUCAAUACUUUUAUCAUCCCUAUCACUCCCAAAUCAGCUGUUGAAAUGUACGCAAAGUUUAUUUUGUUAUUGUUUGCCAUCUGUGUCCGGCAGAUGGCAAAUGCUGAGCUGUCUGGCCUGUUUAGCGCCCUACAAUACUUUGGUCUCUACUCGAAUGGAACUGCUUCAAACGAAUCGUUGGGCCAAUCCCGGGGCCAAAGUCACUAUAGCUUCGAGUCCUUUGCGCUCAUGGGUGAUCGUCUUACAUGUGCCCCCGAUGAUGAGCACAUUUUGCAUUUGAAUCAGGCUCCACCAGUGCGCAAGCCGCCCAUUAUGAUAAAAUGUCUGCAACCGGAUCUGUAUAAUAGCACCGAUUCUAAUGGGGCGCCAGCAAUCGAGCCGCAUUUGCUGAUAAUGAAGAGUUCCAAGGACAUUGUGAAUCUUCUCAAGCCCAUAGGGAAUGCCACCAAGCGGCGUGAACAUGGCAGCUGCGUGGUAAUCCAUUUCUGCACUCCGACAAGCCUGGAAUGCGCCAGAGUGGCUCCGAUUAUCAAUUUGCUGCCCCAUCUGUUUCCCACUCUACCAAUUGCCUACAUUGAUGCCUACGAAUUCACACGAUUUAAUGCAGAAUUUGGUAUUGUGUCACUGCCCACUCUGUUGAUAUUCCAUCAGGGCAAACCACUGAUCAAAUAUGAUCCCGUCUGGGCAGAAUCCGAGAAGCGAAGCUUUGGUCGUUUCAUUAUGCGACACACGAAUGUCAGGACUGUGGAUCGUAAGAGCAUUUCUCCUCAAGUUCUAGCUCGAACACAAAAUGAACCAUUACCAAAUGUACCCGAAAUUCAAACGGAUUACUAUUUGGGAUUGGCCUGGGCAUUCAUAUGCGUUUGCCUGGCCAACUAUGUCCGGGGCACUGGUUUUUGGAAGCAGCUGGUGGAUGCCAUCCAACGCAAUUGGCGGGAGUCCGAGGAGACGCAAAUGCAGAUGGUGGACUAAUCUAGUCUCGAGGUACAUUUUCGAUUGGGGGUUAUUACAAUUUCAUUUAAUUUCAAAUGCUAACUAGUUUAAUUUUAAUUAUAUGUGAAAGACAAACAGUUUAAAAAUCCUUCACCUUGAUUCCUUUCAUUCAAAAUAUAAAUGUUCAGUUGGAUUUUGUUAAAAUCGUUUCGGUAGAAAAUGCAAGAAUCUUUCUUGACUUGAUAUGCUUGAUUUUAAAUAUCUUAAAUUAGAUACUGCUCUAACUAUUUUUUUAUGUUAUACAUAAUCAAAAAGCCAAACACUAUCCACAACAAAAUACUAUUACCAAUUAUUUGUAAUACUUUUCCUUACACUCUAGAGAAAAGUCAAACUUAUACUCAAAAUCAGUUGUUUCAUGUUUCUGUAGAAGCUAUAUAGUAUAGUCAUUUGAUUUAUGAGUUAUCUAAGUGGCUAUUUAGUUAAGCUGAAUCUGGCUCAAUCAGUGCUUGAAAGACCAGUAAGAUUGACAGUGGAACCUCAAUAUAAUAAACCAAAGGAAUCGAACGAAA